GGUCUCGUGGAAGUUUUCGACUAUUCAAAACAUCUCUCUCUCCAAAAACGUGAGUCAGUCGUUUCUCUGACUCAUGCUCACGGCCAUGAUUUUCUUUUACUACAAAAUCCGCACAACAAAGCUGGCAUCAAAUACAAGUUGCCCGUCCGUGGACAGCUAUGCAAGUUGUGUCUGCAUCAUAUCAAGAAUAUAAAUCGCUUUAUUUUUUACGAUAUACACAGAGGUACCGAACUUUUAGUUUUUCCCUUUCAGCAGAAAAUGUGGAGCAAGUAUUUUUUGGAGUCUUACGCAAAAGACAGCUUACCAUUAGGUUGAGGGAACCACCUCAUGAAGUGAGAAUAACUAAUAAUGUGAUUUUUAUUCAAAGCUUUGGAAAUCUUGUGAAGUUUCUAAGCAAACCAGUAGGUCCAUCAGAAACUGUAAAAGAGUCAAGCAGUCAGAAACAGUUGGAAGAUUUCAGAAAUAAGAAACAGUUGGAAGAUUUCAAAAAUAUGCCUCAGAACCUGAAAGUGCUUAAGCUCCACCACAUUGAAAUGGAUUAUCUUCCAGAUGAAAUUGCAGGACUUCAGCAACUUACUCACCUUGAAGUUGUAAACAGCAACCUGGUUGAAAUUCCAGCAUUUGUUGGCACUCUUCCCUUGACUGUGUUAAACCUCUCACGCAACAGAUUAGGUAUUAAAAGUAAUUGGGACUUCCUUGCAAGCCCUCUUCUGAAAGAGAACUUAAGACUACUUGAUUUACAGAACAAUAUGAUUCAGACUGUGCCCAAUGAAGUAGUGAAACUUAAUGGACUUUGGGGCUUACAUUUGGAUUAUAAUCUUUUACUUUCCAUUCCAAAUGGUGUUUUGGAAAUGAGGAAUUUACGAGUUCUCUCAGUAUCCAACAACAGGAUGCGAAUAUUUCCGUACAAUCUUUUUCCUCAUGCCACUUUCUCCCUGAGUUUGUCAAACAAUCCAUUCAUUGCACAGUAUUUUGUGGUAUCGGAAACACCUCAGAAUCAAGAAGCACUAACUCUGAAAGAAUUAGCCAGCCGGGUUGUAAUUGACUACAGAGUGCCUGUAUCAUGGCGCACUCUACCAAAUUCUGUUGUGGAGUACUUGCAGAGGGCACGGAAGUGUGAUGUUUGCACUGGUGCAUAUUUUGAAAAUUUUAUUCCUUGCUGCUUCAUAUCAUAUUCCAGGAUUUAUGCUGAGAUUGUUCCAGAAAGAGAAUACUUAAAUAGUGUAACUGAUGUAAGAAAUGUGUGUUCAAGGAGGUGUAUGCACCCAGAGUUGAAGUUUUGUGAGGUACUCAAUCAUUUAACACCCGAUGAGUAUGAGAAUGUGGUGCGACAUAUCUGUUGAGCUAUAUUUACGGUUUCAGGGGUGUGUAUGAAGGGGGGAGAAGUGGGGACUGCUUGUGUACCACCAGAGUUUUAAAGUAACAGUAAAAGCUACAGCUUGUAACAUGGUUUCUGCACUUACAUUUAUGUCUACCAUAACAAAAAUAAGCAGCAAAAAUUUGUAAUAUACAAAGUUCUGUGUAUUAUAUGCUACCCUAAUGUAAUUUAACUGUAUUGCAUCUGUGUAUCAGAAUUAAGUCAGACUCUCAACAGACAACACUGAUAUCCUGUUUGAAAUUGAGAACCAGUACUCUGGUGGGAAUCCCAGUAUGGUGGAAACAAAGGAGGGGUCCUGUUUUCUGUUUAAAUGUGAUCUGCUGUUACUAAUGGCUUUUUAUACAUGAUGUAUCACAGUAUGUGUAGGUUACCUUUGUAUUGUCGGUAGCUGCUUAAACAAAAUACGAAACCAUUUCCUUGGUUAAGGUCUUUGGAUUUGAUAUUACAAUGUACAACUUCUUAUUGCAUUCCAUACACUUAUGUAUUGCAUUCUGUGGUUUCAUUAUAACGAGAAAAAGUACAGCUGUUUAUAUUUUGACAGUCUAGCUUCUGGCACAAUAAUCAUUAUAUAACUUAACUAUAUGUGUCAUACUUUGUGAUGACAAGGAGUUACAAUUUCAGCUGUUGGAGCUGACUAGGAUCAGAUCUGUUCAGUAAUUGCAUUAAGAAGUUAUGACAGGUGCUCAGAAUGCUUCACUUCAGAUACAGAGGAAAUCAUACAAAAUGCAAUACACACAAGUUAAUUUGAAUUUUUUUCCGUCUGGUUCAAAAUGGAGCUGUAUUUUCAGAACCAAGAAAAUAAGAAUGACAAACAUUGCUCCUUAAAAUGUGUUGUUGGUUUUGCCGGAAUUGUAAAAUCUUUCAGAUUUACUUAUGAGAAAAGGAAUUACAUAGUUCCUCUGUUUGGUAGUUGCAGGAAUGUAAGAAGUGCAUUAGUAGUUGGGAAAAGAAUUCACACUGAAAAAUUAAAAACUGUUUCAUGUUUCCUGUUUAAAAUACCAAACUCAUGUGAUGUUUAAGCUGAGUUGAGGUAAAAUACUGACUCCUAAAGUGCCCCACAGUUCUUAGAAUACAGAAGUAUACAGUAAUUUCUGUUUCUUUCAAGGAUGGCAUUAAGACAGAAAUCACAUAUUGGUAUUUCAAUUUUUUUUAAAUCUGGAACAUUAAAUGUUAGAAUGUAAAGAUGUUUCUUGAUGUCAGAUAUAGCAGUUAGACCUAUCUUGUCUGGGCACACAGACUCUAGAUUAGAUCUCCUAUUGCAGGCUCAGCUAGUCAGCUGAUAAUCAGAAUGUAGGGCACCGGUUAGUAAGGUAAUGUAGUAUUUACAUCAGCUAGUCAGCUUAUAUGUAGAAUGUAGGACACCGGUUAGUAAAGCAACAUAGUAUUUAUAUCAGUUAGUCAACUUAUAAGUAGAAAGUAGGGCACCAGUUAGUAAAGCAGUGUAGUAUUUACAUCAGCUAGUCAGCUUAUAAGUAGAAUGCAGUGCAAUGAUUAGUGAAGCAGUGUAGUAUUUACAUCAACUAGUCAGCUUAUAAGCAGAAUGUAGGGCCCUGGUUAGUAAAGCAAUUUAGUAUUUACAUUAUCACUGUGUCAGUGACAAUUAUGCUUUUUUAAUGUACACUGGUGACUACUUUUUUUAUUUCUGUUUAAUAAUUCCUCAGCUUGUAUGUUCUUUGGCAACAUAGUCGACCACCAAGUCCUUAACCAGAUUACUCGGGAAUUCUCGUCUUGUUACUUUCAUGCGUGAGAUCAGCUGGUAAACGGCAUACAAAUUCAGAACAGACACAUUAACGAAUGGAAAAAAACCUACAGAUGCUGACCUUGUUCUUCUGGCCAAUACUGUAAUUGCCGUGUAAUGCAAUGUAAGUGCCAGACUGUUCAACAAAUGGCAUAAUGUGUGUAUUAGUGUACAUAACAGUGCCAUCCAUUCAUUUCUUAUCAAAAUAAAGGGAAAGAAUUGCAUUGGUGUCUUCGUUUUUUGGUCAGCUCUAAAAUGUCCAACUUCCAAGAAAUGAUGUAGCAGAUUUUUGGUCUUCUCCAAUUUUUAAACUGGUUUUAUGUGUAAUUUGAUUUGCUCACUGUUACUUCUUCAUUGGUAUAUCUAUCUUAUAACAGGUACCAGCCAGAUGCUCUACACUUUCCGUUGCCCCAUGCUUCAUCCUUCAUCUGCCUUUUAAUGUUAUCCAGCAUUCAAAGUCUUCUUCUCCCUCUCACUCCCUUUCUUGCAAUCUUUCAUUCUGUGAGACUUGGCUGUUGGCAAUUUCUUCCCAGGCAAGAUUUUUUCCUCAGUCUUAUCAUUUCCACUGGUUUUCUUACCCUUCCUAUUCUUAGAAAUACUUCCUCAUUUGCCAAAUUGUCAGUCCAUGCAUCACCAUGUGCAUGUCAUGUACAGUAUUGAUUCAGAGGACAAUAAAUAAAUAAAUUUGUUUAACAUUUUUCUCCACAGCUGCAUUUCAGAACUAUCCAGGUAAAUUUCCGCUUUCAUUUUGACUGCACAUGAUUCACUGCCAUAUGAUACGACCCUCCAGACUUGGCAAGUCUCUUUUUUAAUUUUAUCAGAAUGUUUUUUGGAGUCAGUGAAACUUUCACCUUUACAAAAUCUUAUUUUACUCAUAGAUAUUCUGCUUCUUAUUUCCUGCACAGAGCUUUCAUUUUAAGCCAAAAAACAUUUUAGGUAUCCAAAAGAUUUUAAUUGGUCCAAAGUCUUUUGUUCCAAUCAUAUUUUGACAGAACCUACGUUAGCAGAUUCUCAUCACUGUGGUCUUUCUUGUAUUAAUCCUCAUUCCAUACUCUUUUUCUCUCAUUUACAAUCCUCUACAUCAUAAAUUAUAGUUCUUCCUCUGUUUCAGCUGACACUGCUUGAUCAUCUGCAUAUUUAAAUUGCCUUUGUUCUCCUCUUGCUCCUCUUAUUAUGCCUCUUGCUUUUUUUCUAAUAGUCUGUUUAUUUCUCUGUAUAAAUAUUGAAAAGAGUUGGUGACAAAAACCACCUUGUCUAACACAUCUUCUGAUAUCAGCCCAGCCUUGUUUGUUUCCUCAUAGCCAGUCCUUUGUACCAGUUUCGGUAUUGUAUAUAGUCCUGUAUGAGUCUCCUGUUCUUUUAGUCUACACAACAUCUUCUAAGGUAUUCACGAGGAUACUCCAAUCAGCCCUAUCAAAUACCUUUUGCCAGCCAACAGAAAUAAUGUACUUAUCUGUGUUAACUUCUAGCAUUCUUUGCUGUAACAUCCCCAAACAUCUAAUAGCAUCUCGUGGUCCUUUUUCUUUCCUAAAUCCAAGCUAAUCCUUCCCCCAUGUUUUCUUCAACUUUUCUUUCUAAUCUUUUGAGUAAAAAGCUACACAAGGCCUUCCAAAUGUACAGUAUGAAAUUAACUGCCCUGUAAUAUUUGCAUUCAUUGGUAUUGUUUCUUUGGUAAAAGUAUAAGAAAAUUUUUAAGAAUAUAUUCAGGCCAAAUGUCCUCUAUAUCCUAUUGAUGAGUUUGCUAAGAUUCAUAUUACUCUAUAUCUCAAGGCCUUUAGAGCUUCAGCUAGUAUUUUAUCACAACCUAUUGCUUUAAUCUUUCUGAGAGUCUUAAUAGCCUUCUCCAUUUCACAUGUUAAUGUGGUGGUGUAUGGUCCGUUUUGUCACAUUCCUAUUCACACUCCAAUCUUCAUUUUGUAUGAUCUCACACAGAGACUAUUUGUCUUCAGUUUGCAGCAGCAGCUCUGCCAUAAUUCCUUUAUUGGUGAGGAACUUUGACAAUUUCUGAAAAGACAUGAGAAACAACAUUGGAACCUUUGUUGCAUACAGUGAACACUUAACAAGACAUGUAAUAGUCAGAAUAGUGAUAGUGGUGAAUUUACUUGUAUGUUGAAAAAAAUGAAACAUAUAGUAUAAUAACGCUAUAUGCUCACUUUUUAUCAAAACACUGAAGUACUGAGCAACAUGAGUGAUUGCGUCAGGUCAUUUUGCUGAAAUAAGGAGCAAGACAGGUGGUCAUGUCAGUUCAAAAUGCGCCAUAGAAGGAAAUAAUGAGGCUGACAAUGGUUUUAAAUACAGAGCAUACAGGCUGAAACCAGAGAAUUUUACAUGGGAUCAGCUGCAUUUGUGCUUCACUUCAUGAGAAAGAUCAGCAGCAGAAGAAACACACUUGUCAUGUUGAUCCAAUGUGAGCUGUUAAGGGUCAGUUAUACAGGGUGAACUAGAACUCCAUCGACAAACUUUGAGGCGGUAGUAUGGAUCAAAACAAGAAAAAAACUUCCAGUGAACAUGAACUCUAAAGCACAUAACUUAAGAGAUAUGACCACUUACUCAGCAGAAGAGGUGUGUUUCAAAGUAGCAAAAAUGCAUAAGUGCCCAUAGCUCAUGAGGUAUGUACUUCAGAGUCCAUAUUUACAGGAUUUUUUUGUCCAUACUACCACCUACACAAGUUUGUUGUUGGAAUUGCUUUUCUCUUUGUAUAAAUUUGCUGACAAUGAUGGUUGAGAGCUUGGUUCCAAUUAGGUCAGCCAUUCAGGAGGAAAAAAGUUGUUUUAGUACAGAAUACUGUGUUGGUUGUAUUGGCAUCAGUGUUUUGCGGAGCACAUAAUCAUCUGCAGUUUUGCGGGUAAAGAGAAAAAAUUGUCUGCAAGCUAGUUGGACAUCAUGAAAGUUGGAGUUUUUCUUGCUGUUUCCUUGAUAAUGUACUUGGGUACCUUUGAUUUUGUGAAAGAGAUCUAUUGUUUGGACCUUUCUUUCUGUAGCUAUAAUAAUUAAAAACUGAAAAGAUGUGUUUAAAAAUGCACAUCUUUUUCUUGUGCAGCUGGCAACAUGACUCUUAUUAUUGAAGAUAAUUUAAUGUAUUGUUAAACACACAUAAUUUUACUUUUGUGUAUGUCCCUUUUCUGUGUGGCAUUUCAUAGGGUUACCAAAUGCAAGUUUAGGGAGACUCUUUAAUGAAUUUUGUGUAAUGAAAUAAUGUGGCAAAUAUGCUCUUUUGUGUAUUUGAUUUACACUUAUUCAUAAUAUUUUUCCAAAAAUAUUUUGAGACUGAAACAUAAAAUGUACUAUGAGUACCUAUAAACUCAAUUAAUAAAUUUUAUUUUUCAUUACUUACAUUAUAAUUUCUUGGUGCUUUGUUGUGUAAUAAUGUAUUCUUGUAUGUC
Schistocerca piceifrons (Central American locust) is the source of this 6499-nucleotide messenger RNA. Its product is annotated as leucine-rich repeat protein 1-like. The record is from RefSeq and is a predicted model, not a curated record. Bases 159 to 1343 code for a protein of 394 amino acids. NCBI's taxonomy places the organism in Eukaryota, Metazoa, Arthropoda, Insecta, Orthoptera, Acrididae. The transcript has 7 exons. Gene Ontology annotation, molecular function: protein binding.